AUGGCUCGAGAUCUGUCUACAGCACCAUCGAAGCCAGGAGAGCGUACAAGGAAGUUCCAACAGCGCAAGCACCUUACCUCUUACUGGGAAGUCCUAGGUGAUAAGUUGCGGGCUCGUAAAAUGAACAAGGAGAAGAAAUCCAAAGCCUCUGGGGCAGCGGAGGAGGACAGGUCGCAUCAUGGCCAUACAGACGGCCCUCUAUUUUUCCCGCAACAUGGUAAUAACCGUGGAACGGACGACGAUGACAUGGUACCACCGCAGCUAUUCCGCAAUGCACCCAAUCAAGCACCGCAGGGGGCAUUCUUUGGCCAAGGGCAGGCUCGAUCGCAGCAGCAGCAGCAGCAACAGCAGCCUCAGUUCCACCGGAUGCCCACCAUGGCUGACGGUCGAGGGCUACAGAGCGGAGAGAUGCAGGCGCAUUUGCAGCGAGGAGGGCAGACGGAGUAUGGCGAGCGACCACGGGGGCAGGGUCCAAGCGUGUAUAUUGAUACUGAGGCUCCUAUUCCUAGAGGGGCUCGGAGCGGAGGUACGCCUAGUCGGAGGCAGCCUCAGCACCCUUGGGAACCGGAGACGCGGCAUUACGAGCAGGAGCGAACAAGAAUGAGAUGA
Molecule: messenger RNA, 609 nt
Organism: Alternaria arborescens
Lineage: Eukaryota; Fungi; Ascomycota; Dothideomycetes; Pleosporales; Pleosporaceae
Exons: 2
Coding region: 1-609 (202 amino acids)
Source: RefSeq, a predicted model, not a curated record